Molecule: messenger RNA, 3287 nt
Organism: Rhodamnia argentea
Lineage: Eukaryota; Viridiplantae; Streptophyta; Magnoliopsida; Myrtales; Myrtaceae
Product: pentatricopeptide repeat-containing protein At5g41170, mitochondrial-like
Exons: 5
Coding region: 189-2870 (893 amino acids)
Molecular function (GO): protein binding
Source: RefSeq, a predicted model, not a curated record
CGACGCCGUCUGUCUCGUCUUCUUGCUUAAGUUGCUUUUCCUCAUCGGCGUCGUCGUCUUCUUGUUCAGGGAUCGGCGCUCGCGAGCCGUGGCUGCAUUUUCGAGCCGCCGCCGCCUUCAACCUUCAGGCGCGGGGAUAUCUGGCCGCGAAACGCCGUUCACCGCCACACAUCCUUUCGCUCCUACGAAUGUCAGCUAGCCUGCGCCGUGUGCGCAACCCUCCACUGCAUUACUCCGCCUCCAUCCCUCUAUCCCAACCAAAGGCGCAUACGUCCAUUCACUUCACAGUCUCUCACCUCCACGAACCCCUAGCUCCUCGAGCCCAUUUCGGGCGCAGCCUGUCGCACUUCUCUUGCUGCUCUAGCUCGCCCGACGGCAGUCCUGGCUUCGAUUUUUUGCGUCAGUUCUUGCCUCAUUCGAGCUCGCGCGCAAAUAAUUUGAACUUCCUUAAUUCACAUGAAAGGCGUAGACUCAUUGUUGGAUUAUCCAGACUGAUAAAGCGAAGACAAGGAUACACUUUGAAGGCCUUUUUCGGUACAUUUUGCCCCUUUUUCCUGGCGAAGAUAUUGAAGAAUUUGCAAUCCCGCCAUACUGCUUUUGCAUUCUUCAAGCUUGUGUUCCUAGGCGAUUCUGACGAGGAAGUCCGCUCGUGUUGCGUGGCUGCGCAUAUUUUGGCAGCUGAGGAUAUCCGUCUCCUUGCGCAGGAUAUUACUUCGUGGGUGAUCAGUAGAAUUGGGUCGUGUAGGAGUAAGGAAUUGGUAGAGUUUAUGUGGGAGAAGCACCACCUUUAUGAAACUGAUUUCUCUGUUCUUGAUACGCUUAUGCGGGCAUUUCUGAAUGUGGGGAUGAUUGAGGAGGCGGUAAGGAUUCUGAGUAGGAUGAGGGAAAUGAACCUGAUGCCUAGCGAAUCUGCAAUGGUUAUUCUUUUGAAGUCUUUGCUUAGAGUAGGUGAUUUCAGUAAUCUAUGGAAAUUGUUUAGAGACAUGAUUUCUAGGGGACCUUUUCCUUCAGAUAAAUCUGUAAAUGUAGUGCUUCUUGGGUUUUGUAGGAAAGGGCAUGUUACAAUAGCUGAAAAUUUGUGUCACGUGAUGGGAAAAUUUGGUUUCAAACCUGAUGUUUAUUCUUACAACAUUUUGAUUGGUGCAUAUUGCACUGGCGGAAGGGCAUUAGUAGCAAUAAACUGGGUGUAUCUUAUGAUUGGGAGAGGUUGUAGACCUAGCAAUGUUACGUUUAAUACUGUCAUCAGCGCCUUGUGUAAAGAUGGCAAUGUGGCAAGAGCAAGACAAUUUUUCGACAGUGUUCCCGAGAUGGGUCUUUCUAGAAAUACUUUCAUGUAUAACUCUCUCAUGGAUGGGUAUGUUAAAUCAGGGGACAUUCUUCAGGCAAAUAUGCUUUAUGAAGAAAUGCGAAGCAAUGGUAUAUCUCCUGAUUGUGUCACCUUUAAUAUUCUGGUUGGUGGUAAUUACAAGUACGGAAGGGAAGAGUAUGGUGAUAGAUUGUUCAAGGAUAUGCUUGCGUCUAACUUGCUUCCCAAGAGUUCCCUCUAUGAUAUAACGGUUGCAGGAAUGUGUUGGACUGGUCAAAUAGAUGAGGCUGAGGAACUUCUGAGGGAUAUACUUGAGAAAGGAGAACCUGUAAACUUGACUGCAUUUAAUACAGUUAUUGCUUCUUAUGGUAGGGUUGGGAUGCAUGAUAAAGCCCAUGAGAUUUAUCAGUUAAUGAUGAGAUUUGGUCUGUCACCUUCUUCAUCCACAUCCAGCUCUCUUCUUUUGGGUUUGUCAAAGAAAGGAAGGUUGCGAGAAGCCAAAGGUCUUUUGUAUGAUAUGAUGGAAAGGGGUUUCCCAGUCAACAAAAUGGGCUUUACAGUUCUCUUGGAUGGAUAUUUGAAAGUAGGGGACAUAACUCAGGCUCAGAGUUUGUGGGAUGAGAUGGAACUCAGGGGUAUAUCUCCUGAUGCUAUUGCCUUCUCAGCCUAUAUCAAUGGACUAUCAAAAGCAGGUUUUGUGGAGGAGGCAUAUGAAAUUUUUCAGGAAAUGUUAAGGAAAGAAUUAGUUCCAAACAGUUAUAUUUACAGCGCUUUGAUUAGUGGUUUUUGUGACUGUGGGAAGCUAAAACAAGCAGUGACGUUGGAGAGAGAAAUGAGGCAAAAGGGUCUUCUUCCGGAUGUCUUUACUUCCAAUGCUAUCAUUGAUGGUUACUGCAAACAUGGAAAACUGAAGUCUGCCAUGGAUGCAUAUAUCGAUAUGCAUCGAAUUGGGUUAACCCCUGAUAUAGUCACAUAUAACACUUUGAUAAAUGGGUAUUGCAAAGCAUUUGACAUGGCUAUGGCUGAUAAAUUCAUGAAUGAGAUCUAUGCCAGUGGGUGGAAUCCAGAUAUUACAACGUUUAAUAUAAGAAUCCACGGUUUUUGCUGUAGCAGGAAAAUGAGUAGAGCUGUGAUGACACUGGAUGAGCUUGCUGCAGCAGGUGUUGCUCCAAAUAUAGUCACAUAUAACACAAUGAUGAAUGGCAUUUGCAGGGACAUGCUAGAUCGUGCAUUGAUUGUUACUGCUAAACUGAUUAAGAUGGCUUUCAUUCCAAAUGUGGUUACGGUAAAUAUAUUGCUGUCACAAUUUUUUAAGCAGGGAAUGCCUGAGAGAACCUUAUGGUGGGGGCAGAAAUUGAGUGAAAUUCCAUUCUGCUUUGAUGAGGUUUCCAAUAGAAUUAUUGAGAGAGCCUAUGAGAGCAUGCAGAAUAGUGCUGAGCUGUUCCGUGGUGCCUCUGAAAAGAGACUCUUUUUGGAUUCCUUGAUGUACAUUACUUACGACUAUAUGUAUAGAAAUAGACAGUUAAGUGAACCGAGUCAUAGUGCAAUAUACCUUUAUGAAUAACGGUAUCGGUGCACCAUGAAGGUUGAGAAUGUGAUGAGUACUUGGUUCAGCUGUGAAUGAUGCAGACUCUCAUGCAAUGGUGGAUAAACAUCUACCUACUCUCAAAUUUAUUGAACAUGCUGAAGAUGAAGGACUAUUACUGUAGGGCUGGUGAAAUAUUGUCAAGUUGAUCUCAUUCUGCCUAUACAAAUGAAAUCUUCACUGAUGAGGCUAACAGCUCUCAUGGCUGACUAAGAUUGGGAGACUACUUGGAGGAUCCCAAGUAUCAGCUUAUCGGCUUGAAGGGUUAGGAGUUCAGUUUUGUGUUGCAGUACUGAUCAAAUGCAAAAUUGCCCAGAACUGAAGUUGCUCAGAGUGUGGUUGCUAAAACCCCCUUUUGGAAAAUGCAGACAACAUUCCUGUGAUUGGAAUACGUAU